UCCAAACACAAAAUAUCUUGGAUUCUACUUCAUGACAAAUCCAAUACUCGUGAUUCGUGAUUUGGAACUCAUUAAAAAUAUCCUUGUUAAAAAUUUUGAAGCAUUUCCAGAUCGUCAAGGUUUCUCCAAUACGAAUGACUUUUUAUUCAAGAACAAUUUGUUUUCUCUUCAUGGAGAAAAAUGGCGGAACGUGAGAAAUCUGUUGAGUCCUUCUUUUACUUCCAGCAAGAUGAAAAUGAUGUUCACAUUGAUGUCAGAAUGUGCUGUGGAUUUUGUAAAAUUUAUGCCAACAUCGUUAGCGGAUGAAGAAAGUAUAAACACGAAAGAUGUUUUCUCAAAAUAUACAAACGACGUCAUCGCUACAUGUGCGUUUGGAAUUAAAGUCAACUCUAUGAAAGAUCCAACAAAUAAAUUCUAUGUUUACGGCAAGGAGGCGAGUAACUUCAGAGGGGUCAUCCGCGGUAUAAAAUUUCUUUUUCUUGGAACUUUUCCAAGAUUCAGUCGAAUUCUCAAUAUAAAGAUUUUGAACGAUUAUGUGUCAAAUUUCUUCAAGGACAUUAUAAAAACUACAAUCAUGACUCGUGAUGCAGAACACAUUACACGUCCGGAUAUGCUACAGUUAAUGAUGGAUAUCAGAGGCAAAGAAGGUCACAGAGAACUAGACAUCGACGACAUGACUGCGCAAGCGUUCAUCUUUUUCCUCGGCGGUUUUGAGACCAGUUCAACCGAAAUGUGCUUUGCAGCUCACGAAAUUGCAGCUAAUCCAGAUAUUCAGACUAAAUUACAACAAGAGAUCGACAACGUUUUGGAGAAAUCAAAUGGCGAAGUGUCUUACGAAGUCAUUAAUCGGCUGGAAUAUUUAGAUGCGGUGAUAAAUGAGACUCUUAGAUUAUAUCCACCAAUCGGUUUCUUAGAUAGGAUGUGCAAAAAAACUUAUGAAUUACCAUCCGCAUUGCCGGACAAGAAACCUUUUAUCAUAAAAAAGGAUAUGCUUGUUUGGAUUCCGAUUUUUGCAAUCCAACGUGAUGAAAAGUAUUACGAUAAUCCGGAGAAAUUUGAUCCAGAAAGAUUUUUAGACAAUAAAAUGCACAAUUCGUCGUGUUAUAUGCCAUUUGGAUUAGGACCGAGAAUGUGCAUAGCUAACAGAUUUGCUAUGCUAGAAGUUAAAAUUUUGCUAUUUCAUUUAUUAGCACGAUAUGAAUUGAAACCUUCUACGAAAACCGUUUCCCCAAUAAAAUUUUGCAAAGAUGGGUUACUAAUGCCGGAGGGUGGAUUUUGGUUGAAUAUUCAGCGCAGAAAAGAUGUACAUCCUGUGUUAACAUCUUAUAAUUGUGAAUAACUUUAUUGUGAUUGUGCUUCAAGUUAAGACAAGUCGAGCCAUAUCAGUUCGAUCGUAGUUUGUAAAACUGAAAG
Atta colombica is the source of this 1413-nucleotide messenger RNA. RefSeq names its product cytochrome P450 9e2-like. Gene Ontology annotation, molecular function: heme binding; iron ion binding; monooxygenase activity. Lineage: Eukaryota; Metazoa; Arthropoda; Insecta; Hymenoptera; Formicidae. The transcript is spliced from 2 exons. The record is from RefSeq and is a predicted model, not a curated record. The coding region runs from base 32 to 1339 and encodes 435 amino acids.